GCCACGUCAGUGGUCGGACUCCCACCCCCACCCUGCAAACCCCAUCCACUUCACAAUCUUCUUGCUCACAGUAUACAACAAGAGAGGGGGGAAACAGAAAUCUUUAAUGAUAGAGAUUGAACAAAGAUUGUAUUUUUGUUUCAGUUUCAGGAAUGGGGAGGAAAUCAAGCUGGCUUUCUGCUUUGAAGAAAGCUUUGAGUUCAGAAACUAAGAAGAAAGAUAAGGUUGUUCAUAAAUCAAAAUGGUUUGGGAAAGAAAAGAGGGCAGAUUUGGAAAUCCAUGUAACCAUUCCCCCUACGGACCAAGAGAAAUUGAUGGAAGCGAAGAAUGAACAGAACAAGCAUGCUUACUCGGUAGCUAUAGCCACUGCCGCAGCUGCCGAAGCGGCUGUUGCAGCCGCUCAGGCAGCUGCAGAGGUUGUUCGCCUCACAUCUGCAGCCCGUUACUUGGGUAAAUCAAACGAAGAGAUAGCUGCUAUCAAAAUACAAACCGCUUUUCGCGGAUACAUGACUAGGAGAGCAUUGCGAGGUCUGAAAGGUUUAGUGAGGUUGAAAACAAUGCUUCACGGGCAAUGUGUGAAACGACAAGUCGCCUCCACCUUAAAGUGUUUGCAAACAAUAGCUCGUGUGCAGUCUGAAGUUCGCUCUACAAGAUUAAGAAUGUGGGAGGAGGAGGAACAUGCUCUCCAAAGACAGCUCCAGCAAAAGUGGCACGCGGACGAGAUUGAGAAAUUAAGAGUAGUUCAUUGCAGUGAAUAUUGGGAUGUUAGUGCACAGUCUAAAGAGCAGAUUGAAGCAAAACUGCAGAAUAAACACGAUGCUACCAAACGUAGGGAAAGGGCAUUGGCUUAUUAUGCUUAUGCUCAUCAGACACUGAGGAACUCCCCAAGAUCCAUGAACCAGACGAUCAUGGACCCAAAUAACCCCCAUUGGGGUUGGAGUUUGUUUGAGCGGUGGAUGGCUGCCCGACCGCAGGAGAGCAAAAGCUCUUCCUGUAAUGAGCUAACAGAUGCUUCUACUCCAUUACAUAGACCAAACAAAGAAUACCGCUUGCAUCAUAGCUUACAAUGGCCUUCUACACCCACCACUAAGUCCAAAAGAAUGCGGCCUCAAAGCCCGAGGACAGGCUAUGCAGACGACGAUUGGAGAAGCAUGGGGAGUGUUCAAUCAGAACGUUGCCCAAGGUAUAGUAUUGCAGGGUCAUCAUCAAUGAGAGAUGACAUUAGCCUUACCAGUUUGCCCGCAAUUCCCGGUUAUAUGACUCUAACUGAAUCAGCAAAGGCAAGAUCACGUUUUCCAAAUCACUUGUCAUAUUCUGAGAAGGGAACAUCAAUAGGUUCUGUAAGUAAACGUCUGUCUUUCUCCGGAUCCUCUGGUGGACUAAGGAGGCAUUCUGUUCCAUCCAAGGCAGAUAUAAGCUUUAGUAAUUACCUUAAAGUAGUUUCCUAAGGGCCAGUUUGGACGGAGGGGUUUUGGAGGGAAAGUUUGAUGAGUUUACUUGGUUUAGUUUAUAUCUUCAUGUAUAUAGAAUGUUAAAAGAUGACUCCAAAUGUUAUAUGGCCAUAUUUUAUGUUAUCACUUCAAUCUAUAUAAAACUUCAACUACCAUCUACGGAGUAUAAUUGUACACUUUAAA
Cuscuta epithymum is the source of this 1634-nucleotide messenger RNA. Lineage: Eukaryota; Viridiplantae; Streptophyta; Magnoliopsida; Solanales; Convolvulaceae. The record is from the annotation of a GenBank genome assembly.